AUGGCGGCAAGGCGAAGUUCAGGACGGACGGCGAACGGGGCGGUGGUGGCGGGAUGCGGCGCUCUCUUCGUGCUGCUUUCCCUGUUGUGCGCCGCGGCAGGCGGGGCGGAGCCGCAGCAGGCGCCGCCCGCCACGCCGGCGUAUUUCGGUCGCCUGUCGAUUCACCCAAACUUCUUCCACCAUCCCGACGCCAGGAACCCGCUGUGGCGCGUGCAGGGGGGUGAGGUGGUGCUCAGCAACGGCGCCCACCUGAUUCGCGCGCCGGUGCACCCGGAUGGCUCCUUCGUCGUCUAUGACCUUCCCUACGGCUCCUACCACCUUCAUGCGGAGUUCGCCGACUUCAUUUACCCAACGGUUCGCGUCGACGUCACGCAAAAGACGGUGCAGGGCAUCACCCGACCAAUUAUUCGGACGUACACCAACGAUGGCGCGAUGCUGCCUGUGCAGGGAACAGGGCUGGAUGACGCCUCACCAGCCGUUAUUCCGCUCGCCGGCACACAUGAGUACUACGUGCCGCGGGAGCAGUAUAGUCUUUGGAACUUCCUAAUGAAUCCAAUGAUUAUCCUGAUGGUUGUGUCCAUGGGGCUCAUGGGGAUGAUGCAGUUGUUGCCGGAGGAGGAUCGUAAGGAGUCGGCGCGUGAGAUGCAGCGGCUGCGCAGGCAAUUGUCAGGGGAUAACGCGGAGGACAAGAAGGCUCCGGCGCUAGCCGCUAGUGGAAAGAAGCCCGAGUGA
Molecule: messenger RNA, 732 nt
Organism: Trypanosoma conorhini
Lineage: Eukaryota; Euglenozoa; Kinetoplastea; Trypanosomatida; Trypanosomatidae
Product: C15orf24 protein
Exons: 1
Coding region: 1-732 (243 amino acids)
Cellular component (GO): EMC complex
Source: RefSeq, a predicted model, not a curated record